Molecule: messenger RNA, 5244 nt
Organism: Tachysurus fulvidraco (yellow catfish)
Lineage: Eukaryota; Metazoa; Chordata; Actinopteri; Siluriformes; Bagridae
Gene: lrrc75ba
Product: leucine rich repeat containing 75Ba
Exons: 5
Coding region: 1060-2175 (371 amino acids)
Source: RefSeq, a predicted model, not a curated record
CCUCACUUCCUCUGAUCUACCAGCACUGCUCGACUGGUCCCACCACCUCUCAGAGUAAGGCACCAAGGUGGAGGAAUGAACUUCCCCGUGAUGUCAGAUCAGCUGGAUGGCUUGGACAAUUCCCUGCAGUUUGUUCACAUCCUGUUCCUCAUGUGCUUUUGCUGAGUCCUCAUCUUUAGUUGCUUGUUUUUCCCCCCAGUUCCCCCUCUUCUGUGUCCGUUGGUUUUGUUUUAUUAAUAAAACUCUGUCUGUCUUCUAGAAAUCUAUAUCUGAUUUUAUUAUAUCUACUGUAUAUUAAAAGUCCUGACGGCAGCUGAAGACAUUCCUCUUCCUCGAACACUUUAACUAGUGAUUACUUUUCCUGUUAGUUUUAUAUAUUUAAUAUAAUGCUGUAAUUCUCCACAACAGUGAUCCUAAAUCUGUGUCCUAGUGAAGCAGUGUUGAUGUUUCACUGAUGGAGGCUUUAGAGAACUUUUGCUGUACUGUAAAUGCUCUUAGAGUAGAAAUGUAUAGAGAUAUUUGUGAGGUGUUUAAUGAUUCUGGUGUUGAUUUGCUGGUUGGUGUAGUUCAGUGGGUGUGUGUUCACUGGUGUGGACACUGUGGUUAUUGAGGGGUGUUAAACACUGAAAGGUUUAAUAAACUUUAAUUUAAUAUAUUUAUAACAUUAUACACUGUAAAGUUUAAAUAUUAGAGUUAAACAGUGUUGGUGUUCAGUUCAGUGCAGGUGUAAUAUUCGUAUUCAUAUAAAUGAACAUACAGUGGAUUAGAUUUUCACACACACACACACACACACACACACACACACACACACACACACACACACACACACACACACACACACACACACACACACACAUGCACGCGCGCACAGGGAGGACGGGAUUAGUCGGAUGCACAGUGGAGCUGGCGCAGUGUUGUCCGGUGUUUGUGUUGCAGUGUUUGAUGCGUGAUAUAACGGGAGAAACCGGAGCAGCAGCUCCACGAGGAAACGGAUAAGAACAGGAGGAGAACGAGUCACGGUAACGGAUUGGUCUGUGCGUGUUUGUACCGGAGUCAGCCAUGGGCUCGAGACUGAGCCGCCAGAGCAGCCUGGAUGGAAGCGGCGGAAGCUCCCGCAGGAGAGGAGCAGGAGGGCGGCGGAAACGCGCGGACAGCGACGGGGAGCGCGAGCACAGCGCCCAUUUCCCCGCCGCCGUGAUGUUGUUGAGGACAGACAGGCUGCGCGCGAGCGCACAGAGUCCGUACGUGAGACGGGUGUCAUGGAUCCGAGACAUCCAACAUCUGCUGCGCGAGAGGAAGGUGGAGGAGGCCGUGAUUGUGCUGAGACAGCUGAGGAAGGAUCUGGGAUUAGAGGGAACAUCCCUGAAUGAUAUUUUAUACAAAAACGCAGCUUUCCUCAACCUGGUGGAUCCGAUUUCACACGAGCUGCUGCUGAGUCUUGCCCGAGACAUGCAGUGUCCCAAAAAGGACUCGGACAUGCUGAAGUCAACAGAUAAAAUCUGUAGGCAGCUCAUUUAUCACCUGACACCGCACUCAAAGUGGUUGAGACAGAGCAUGAGCCGGAGAAAAGCCCAGGCCUGGCUGAAAACGACUCUCCAGAAGAAGCUCUGUAGCGACUCUGUGGAUCUUUCCGGAAUCCCCCUGUCCACACGGGACAUUCGACACGUGGCGUAUUACCUCCAGACCAGUGGGGGCGCUGUUAUAUCUGUGGAUUUGAGCUUCACUGAGCUGCGGGAUGAAGGUUUGCGAAUCCUGUUGCCUGUUUUGAGCGUUUUGCCCAAACUCACCACUCUGGCGCUGAACGGAAACCGUCUGACUGUGUCCAUCAUGAAGGACCUGACCGAGGCUCUGAAAAUCCCACAGAGUUUCACGUGUAUGGCCUGGAUCGAUCUUGGGAACAACGUGGACAUUUUCACCAUGCCACAGCCUCUCCUGGUGGCGCUGAGGCGGCGCUGCAGCUUAAAGAGCAGUUUGCCCACCAUAUACGAGUACACGGAGGGGCAGCCAUACUGCUACCGCAUGGAGAGCUCCAUCGAGGAGCCGAGCCUUUACGAGGAAGAUGAAGAAGAUGAUGAAGAUGAAGAUGAGAUGGAAGAAAAACUAGACAUGGAGCAGUGGAGCCUCGUGGAGCGGAAGAGCUCUGGAAGUUUCACCUUAAAAUAUUGUGAGAGGUGAAGCUAACCGUUGGCCUUUAGCGUUACCCAUCGCUGAGGAUGUAGGAAGUGGAAAUGAGCCAAAUUUGAGGAGGUCAGAGGGAUGGAGGGACAGCCUCUCCACACCACUUGUUGUCGCUCUAUGAGUUUCCCUGUUCCCCAUUCUGGCUUUGUUGUGAUCCAGCACCAUCACAUUCACACAGGAAGUCAAACGGCGGCAAGAUAAACGACCCAGGGCACGCUCAAUUAGCGUAAAACAAAAACCGGACACACACUCACCGUUUUAGCUGUUGAUGCUCAAUGGUUCUGGGGAGGGGCGGUUCAUUGGUUCUUUGGUGGGACUUUUAGGAGAUUCAGAGAUGUCACUUCUACUACAAUAAAUAAAUAAAUAAAUAAAUAAAUAAAUAAAUAAAUAAAUACUAAUGAAAGUUCCAGAAAAAUAAGUAAUGGAAAAGCUUAGCAUGAUUAGCUGAUUAACAUCCUUACUGAACAAGGAGCCCAAAUGUUUAGCUAUGGUGGAGCACUGAUAUAGUGGAGCACUGUGUGUGUGUAUGUGUGUGUGUGUGUGUGUUUGUGUGUGUGUGGUCAGAUUUGGCACACACUGCCCCUGCCACACGUUGCCCCUAACAUCGCAAACACCACUUUGUUCGUUUCUAAUCUUCCAACAAAAGCCAUGUAAGCAGCUCGACAAACCUGUCACAUGAGCGCUGACAAAACUGCUACGUCAAGACUUUUCUCCUAAAACGUUCAGUCGUGGACGUCUGGUCAUCACUUAGCAACACGUAUCUCUGAAUAAUGCUAAAUCACAUAAUAUUACGACGUGUUCCUUUUUGUCAAGACUUUGCUAACACAGAGUGAAUCCUGCUAACUAUCUCUCUUAAUACCUGUGUUGAUUAUUAUAAAUGUCAUCUUUAUGCUAAUGUGUUACUUUCUCAGUUUAACAUAAUACAUCAUAUUAACCCAAAUAGCUCCAGGGCUAAUUUUAGCAUCAAUGUAUAAGGUAUUAAAGCUCAAUGUUAAUUAUAGCUUACUGAAUGAAACGUGUGCGCAUCAACAUAACAACAUAACAUGCUAGCAGCUAGUCACUUCACUGACAAAUCCUAUCUGCCACUUCCUGUUUCUUGCUUUAAGAUAAUGCUUAAAUAAGGAGUAAUACUGGUAGCAAUUAGGAUUUCACUCACUUGGCUAAGACAAGAAGGGCUAGCAUGCCUAGUGUGACUGGAGCUCCAGUUUCUGCUACUUCCUGUAGCCAUUUCAACCCUUUAAAGUGGUUUUUUGCACAUUUUUAGCCAUUUAUUGUGAAGGCUAAUUUUAUUUAAUGUCAAUGUGAAACACUGAUAUUGUAUUAGUGUGUAUCUAAAGCUGGUAUAUUUUCUUCCAAUAUGCACACACACACACACACACACACACACACACACACACACACACACACACACACACACACAGGGUUGUUUGGGAAUAAUCAGACUGUAAAUGACAGCAGAUCUGUAAUAUUACUGUGAUGUAGUGUGUUGUCUUUCUACUGUGUGUAUAUAUGUGUACUGCUGUGAUGUUGUCUCAACAUUGUGUGCGUCUGUGAUUUGUCGUAUUGUGUUAGUGUCAUCUGCUGCUGAGUCUUAUGUCCUCAUGAAGCUUGAGACUCAAUUCGUCCUCUCAUAGGGAUCAAAACACAACGAUAUUUAAAGAUGCAAAAAUAAUUCUGCUUACUUAAAUAAACUUAACUUAAAUAAACGUCCCCAAACCUCGUCACUCAGACAGAGUCGAUCUGAGCUUCUGCACUGACGCCGUUCACUCUUCAUUCUAACUCUUGUGUACAUUUGAGGUAAAUGACAGAUUAAAGGGACAUCAGGGUUUGAGGUAAAGCAGGUGAUUGAGGUAAAGUACUGAGGUAAACACAGACAUGGAGGACUUGAGGAUAAUUGGACAGUGAAGUAAAUCAGACACUAGGGACAUAUGAUUUUUGGGGGGGGGAUAUUUAUUUAUUUAUUUAUUUAUUUAUUUAUAUAAACAUUUAUUUACACUAAGGAUGUUAAUAGCAUUAGCUUGUUUAGCCUCAGCUGAGUCCAUUUUAAACUUGCAGCCUUGUCUCUAAAUAUAUCAACACUUUUGUGGGCUCAUGAAAAACCUUUGUGUAAUCUGUGACACACUCGAGCUGUAAAUCACCUCAGUUCUGACUUUCCUGCUAUGCUAAUCAUGUGCCGAUAAUCUGCUUUAAUGUCAUUUUUUACACACGUCAUAUAGUCAGUGUCGAUACCUCACGAUAUUAUCAAUCCACUUGUAUUCAGUUUAUGAAUAUGGUGCCUUAUUUCGGCUACGUUGUUUUUGUCCCGAUGAAAAUAUACGUUGAUUUGUGUAGAUAGCAUGAGAAUAGUUAGCGGUCAGUGCUACAUGAUAUUUAUUCCCACAUCAGAUGUAAAUGUUGAUGUUUCACAUAAUAGAGUCUUGUUUCCACAAUCGCUGUUUCUUUACAUUGCCCAUGUUUUUAGUACUUAAGGGCUAGGUCAGUCGUUAUACUUGUUUUUAGCUAAAGAAUGUGUUAGAUUUCAGUGUUCAUGAUGCUCAUGUGUCUGAUCUUUGGAGUUUGUUCGUCGUGUGUCACAUGUUCAUUCAGCACACUAAUCUAAUGUUAGUCAAACACCUAACGUUAUGUCUUUAUUAAUAAAAGUCACUUGUUUAUAGACUACUUUGUUGUUCCCAAGACCUAAACUAGCUGAAUGUUUGCUGAACAAAGUUAACACAUGUAACUUGCUAGAUAACGAUAGUUAGCUAGCUAGUUAUGCUAGUCUUUUUGUUUUAUAUCUAGCGAGCAGUCGUGUCUCUGUAGCACAAACGUAGCACACUUCAGAAAACAAUAUCGCGUCAUGUCAGAAGUUGCACAUCGGCCCCUUGUCAAGCUCGAGCACAGUGUGUUAAUGUUCACGGCAGAAUCGUUGUGUGUUAUUAAAGCAAGUCGCUAACUGUGUUCUUGUUAUCGUUUGUAUAAUGAGUCUUUGUGUCUGACUGGUGUUUGUUAUUAAAUUGUGAUUUAAACAAUAAUUUAUACGACUGUUACACAACAAUUGAGUAAUAAAAUGACUGAAUAUUGAAAUCA